Messenger RNA from Acipenser ruthenus (sterlet), 4541 nucleotides. Its product is annotated as nuclear body protein SP140-like protein. The record is from RefSeq and is a predicted model, not a curated record. Lineage: Eukaryota; Metazoa; Chordata; Actinopteri; Acipenseriformes; Acipenseridae. Gene Ontology annotation, cellular component: nucleus. Gene Ontology annotation, molecular function: protein binding; DNA binding; DNA-binding transcription factor activity, RNA polymerase II-specific. The transcript has 18 exons. Gene Ontology annotation, biological process: regulation of transcription by RNA polymerase II. Bases 466 to 2325 code for a protein of 619 amino acids.
UGUUUAAAAACAAUACGUAUUGCUACGGGUUCAAACCUUGAAACCAGUGAUAAUAUAUUCGUCUUAACUGUGGACAAUAAAUAUUUAGACGCGUUGUUUCCAAACUAUUUCGCGUCACCGUCAGAAAACAAAAACGCAGAUUUUAGAGACCCGACGUUUCAACUUUAAUAACUCCUGAGAGACGAAUCCUUUCUGUGAAACUGGGAAUAGGAAAUGCGUUCAAACGUGUUGUUAGUAUAUCGGAUACGUGAGUCAUACAGAUAUCCGAUAUCCCGCCUCCACCAUUAAAACAAGUUGAAUUUUUUAGUUUCGUUUCUUGAAUUUAUCUCCUCCCGGUCUGGUUAUGCAAAAGAGAGAGCGGGAGAUUUGUUUUUUAAAAAAAAAACAGAAACAGAAACUCGCUUAAAACAUAAACGUUUCACCUGCAACGCGUUUCUCGACGAGGGGUAUUAACAAACCUGAGUCAUGGAAAACCGGCUCCAAUUUAAAACCGACGAUGAACUGAGGCAGUUUUUCCGAUUGAAGAAAGUCGAGAUCGCUUCAAUCAGAGAUCCUUUCAAGCUCCUCACCCAACUGAGAGACAGCGAUGUCAUCCCAGAAGAGAAAUACCAGGAGGUUUACGGACGGAAAAAACAGAAGGCUCGCUACAGCCUCCUUGAAUGGAUGGAGAAGGAGAAGCCACAACUCAUCCGUCCGUUUUGGGAGUGUGUUUUCCAGGAUCACAUGAUUCAGUCCUACCCCGCACUGAAGCUCAUGAGGGACAGCCUUUUGGAAAGACCCAGCGGUGCUGAGAACGACAGGGCGGGUUCUUCCAGGACCGGACCCGGCAGUACUGCUCAAUCUCCGGGCACCUCUGCACAGAACCGGGGUCGGACCAGACUGAGGAAGAGACCGAAACCUGCCAAACCCACUAGCGGACCCAGCGGUGCUGAGAACGACGGGGCGGGUUCUUCCAGGACCGGACCCAGCAGUACCGCUCAAUCUCCGGGCACCUCUGCACAGAACCAGGGUCGGACCAGACUGAGGAAGAGACCGAAACCUGCCAAACCCACUUAUGGUUCGUUUUCGCAGGGCGGGUCGAAGGAGGACAAACAGCCCAUUUGGACCUUCGCCCUUUACAGAACCACCCUUCCAGUCACCUGCGGACAGAAGCAAGGCAGCCUGCACAGGGAGAGACUGAGCAAAGGGGAGCCCUGUGUGUCAGUCGAGGGUCGAUGGUUCAGCCCCUCAGAAUUUGAGGAGUUGGCGGGACGGGGGAGCAGCAAAAAUUGGAAAAAAAGCAUCUACUGCAACCGCACCCCACUGAGCAAACUGUUUGAGGGGGGUCACCUUACAUCUCCACCCCUUAAAAGAAGAAAAACAGGCACAGCAACUGGGGAGGGACGAGCUAAAUCUCAGACACCCCCGAAGAGAAAUCUACCUGAAGCAAGUGAUGAAAGCACAAACAGUCCGAUAAAGUUCACACCGUUAGAAUCUGAUGAUGAUGAUGAUGAUGAAGAAGACCUCUCCAUCUUCUCUCCUGAAACUCUCCAGGUUUCUUUCGGACGUGUUCAAGGAAUUCUUCACAAGGAACGCUUCGCUAGUGGGACAUGUGGAAAGUGUAUCCGUACCCCAGAAAGCUGGCUGACCCCCCACGACUUCACCAGGAUGGACGGGAGGGUGGCUGACAAGUCUUGGAGGAAAAGCAUCCUCUGUAAAGGGAAGCCUCUAAACUAUCUCAUAAAGAAAGAAAUCCUAGUGAUUCAUUCUCUUCUGUGCAAAUGCCAUAACUGCGAGGAUUUAACUGGCUGGCAAGACAAUGAUGACGAGUGUACGGUCUGCUCCCACGGAGGGAGUCUCAUCUGCUGUGACCUGUGCCCCCUGGCCUUCCACGCAGACUGCCACGUUCCCACGGCAGAGGAACCAGCCUCCAGUGGUAAAUGGUUCUGCUCCUUCUGCAAAAUCGAGGUUCAGCAGACGCCUCGGAACCGCUGUCAAACCAAGACGGAUGUUCUGGCUCUGGAGAUCAGAACGCAGCUGUUGGAGUGCCAGUAUCUCUUGCUCAGGCUGUACAGCUCAAAGGACAGCGGGAUCUUCUGUCCCAAUCCCUGCCACACGGUGGAGGGCUACACUGACUUCAUUGACAUGCCCAUGUGGCUGGACAAGGUCAAGGAGAAGCUGGCCAGCGAUCGCUACUCCACGGUGGGGGAGUUCGUGAGAGAUGUUAACCUGAUCUUCCAAAACUGUGCCCAGCUGCACAAGGAUAAUCGGUAUGGCAGAAUGGGCCAGAAACUCCACUCUGUGUUCGAGGAAAACUUCAAAAAUGUUUUUGGUAUCGAGCAGUAAAAACUAAUCCACUGUCUGCACUGAAAUGAACAGCGCCCCCAACUGCCCUGGAGGUCUAUUACCUCGUUUCCAUGACCACAAGAUUGACAGCCAAUCAUUGUCAAGCAUUCCCCCUCAACGCCCAUUUCUAGUCGAGUGAAGACUCGAUCAUUGUGAGUUUGACGGGAUGUUGGCGGUUCUUUCCCAGCAUGCCUUGGGGCUAGGGUCCCGUCCAAGCGUUGACGAAACCGAAUCUCUCUUUGCUUCCGAUAAUCAAUCAUUUUUAAGCAUUUUGUUACUGAAACAAAAAACUAGCUCAAUAUUAAAGCAGGGAGGUAACCCUCCCGCUGUGGAUUCAAUGCUCCCGCCUCCUCGUCGCUCGGAUUGGUCAGAGGGCAGCUCGGACUGGCAGCGGAUUGGCCAGCUAAAUCACCAUGGAGGCACAGUAUCGGAGGACAGCAGGGUUUUGAACCCGCGUUGAGUGGGGCAUGGAAGCGAGGUAGAAGGUUUGUUAUGGAGCUCAAUUAUAGUUCCAUAUAUUACAUAUUAAUUUAUUUUAAUUCAUGCAUUUCCUUUAUACACAGUCCAUUACAGUAUCCAUAGGCAACACAUUUUUAAUACCUAACACACUGUAAUAACUCAAAUACUGCACAGUCACUUGCUUAAAUGUAAAUUCUAUUUUAGCCUUUCUAUAGAAGAAGAGACUCUGAGGUCUUGAGAUCUUGUGCUGAAUUCUUGUUUAGUUUGUCCCAUACAAGGUAUCUCCUCUCCUUCUCUCAGUGUAAAUUCAAUGGCAAACGUUUCCACUAGAAGUCUCUCUCAGCGUCUUCCGUGUAAAUUCAAUGGCAAACGUUUCCACUAGAAGUCUCUCUCAGCGUCUUCAGUGUAAAUUCAAUGGCAAACGUUUCCACUAGAAGUCUUUCUCAGCGUCUUCAGUGUAAAUUCAAUGGCAAACGUUUCCUCUAGAAGUCUCUCUCAGCGUCUUCAGUGUAAAUUCAGUGGCAAACGUUUCCACUAGAAGUCUCUCUCAGCGUCUUCAGUGUAAAUUCAAUGGCAAACGUUUCCACUAGAAGUCUCUCUCAGCGUCUUCAGUGUAAAUUCAAUGGCAAACGUUUCCACUAGAAGUCUCUCUCAGCGUCUUCAGUGUAAAUUCAAUGGCAAACGUUUCCACUAGAAGUCUCUCUCAGCGUCUUCAGUGUAAAUUCAAUGGCAAACGUUUCCACUAGAAGUCUCUCUCAGCGUCUUCAGUGUAAAUUCAAUGGCAAACGUUUCCACUAGAAGUCUCUCAGUGUCUUCAGUGUAAAUUCAAUGGCAAACGUUUCCACUAGAAGUCUCUCAGUGUCUUCAGUGUAAAUUCAAUGGCAAACGUUUCCACUAGAAGUCUCUCUCAGCGUCUUCAGUGUAAAUUCAACGGCAAACGUUUCCACUAGAAGUCUUUCUCAGCAUUUUAAGCCAUUGAAUUUACACUGAAGACGCUGAGAAAGACUUCUAGUGGAAACGUUUGCCGUUGAAUUUACACUGAAGACGCUGAGAGAGACUUCUAGUGGAAACGUUUGCCAUUGAAUUUACACUGAAGACGCUGAGAGAGACUUCUAGUGGAAACGUUUGCCGUUGAAUUGACACUGAUCUGUGAUUUCUAAUUGAUUGUAAAUACAUUUUAACCUACUGAUGAAUGUAAACUAGAUUGUACUAAUUUUUAGCCUUCUGGUUGUUAAGAUCACAAUAUUGAAUAGGGAAUAUUGACUAGAAGUGAAGUCUGAAAUAUUUCCUUUGGAAGACACACCUGAGCUUGUUAGCUAGACACACUGGGGGCUGAUCAAGCUGGUAGCAGUAAAACCUGGAAUGGAUCACGCUGCUGUGGGAUAGGAGUCUGAUUCCCAGCCCUGUCUGCAUAGAAUUCAAUUACACAUGGAAAAAAAAUAAGACCACAGAGACGUUCUGCAAAUUCAGAUGCCAUGGUAGUUUUGUUAAAGGGGAAGAAACUUCCAGAGGGAAUAGUUCAUUUUUGGCCGUCACUUCCAGGUAAAAUUCCCUUUAAGAGAAUUAUAUUUUGGAAUGUUACUAAUUUUUUUUUAAAUUAUAUAUUUUUUACUUUUGUAUAAUUAUUUUUCAAUGUAUUUCUUAAAAAAAGAUUUUUUAUUGAUUCAAAUACAGUACACAAUUCUGUUGAUUUAUCUAUGUCUGUCAAUACAGGUAAGCUAAUAAUAUUUAAAUAAAAAACAGCUGUAUCGCAUCAA